Durio zibethinus is the source of this 1514-nucleotide messenger RNA. Its product is annotated as S-adenosyl-L-methionine-dependent methyltransferases superfamily protein. The record is from RefSeq and is a predicted model, not a curated record. Gene Ontology annotation, cellular component: cytoplasm. Gene Ontology annotation, molecular function: tRNA methyltransferase activity. Gene Ontology annotation, biological process: cytoplasmic translation; tRNA methylation. Lineage: Eukaryota; Viridiplantae; Streptophyta; Magnoliopsida; Malvales; Malvaceae.
UUGUGGAAUCAGGAUCCAUUUUACUUCUUGGUAAUCUACCAAGCCCAUUCCCAACUCAAAACGGGUUUCUAACCCAACCCAGAAAAUAUCCCCAACAGACAAAUAACGUGUUUCCUAAGAUGCCCCUAUAAUUUAUUUAAUUUCUUUUUCAACCCGGAGUUCCCUCGACCGGAGGGUUUUAGAAUUACAGGUCCCCUCCCCCUCCCUCUUCUGUUUCCAACCGCGCCUUUCUCAGGAAUUUUAUUUCAGUAGUAAAAGAAAAGGCUGAUACUUUUGAAAUUAUGGGUAAAGCUUCCAGGGACAAGAGGGAUAUUUACUAUCGGAAAGCAAAAGAAGAAGGUUGGCGUGCUCGAAGUGCCUUUAAGCUUCUUCAGAUAGACGAAGAAUUCAACAUUUUUGAAGGUGUAAAGCGCGUGGUAGAUUUAUGUGCUGCCCCAGGUAGCUGGAGUCAGGUUUUGAGUCGCAAAUUGUAUCUUCCCGUGAAGCAGUUGCCUGCUUCAAAGGAUGGUGAUCUUCCUCUUAUUGUAGCCAUUGAUUUACAGCCAAUGGCUCCAAUUGAAGGUGUAAUCCAAGUGCAGGGUGAUAUAACUAAUGCCCGAACAGCUGAAGUGGUAAUUAGACAUUUUGAUGGCUGCAAAGCUGAUCUUGUUGUCUGUGAUGGUGCUCCUGAUGUUACCGGUCUUCAUGACAUGGACGAGUUUGUUCAGUCCCAACUCAUACUUGCUGGCUUAACGAUUGUUGCGCAUGUACUUAGAGAAGGUGGAAAAUUUAUUGCAAAAAUAUUUCGUGGAAAAGAUACGAGUCUUCUAUAUUGCCAGCUGAAAUUAUUUUUCCCUGUAGUGACUUUUGCAAAACCAAAAAGCAGCAGAAACUCCAGCAUAGAGGCAUUUGCAGUUUGUGAGAAUUAUUCACCCCCUGAAGGAUUCAAUCCAAAAGACUUGUAUCGACUCCUGGAAAAGGUGGGCAGUCCCUCAGGUGGAGACGAUCUAGAUUGCAGUAGUGGAUGGUUAGAAGGGCCCAAUAAGGUUUAUAUCCCAUUUUUAGCUUGCGGGGACCUAAGUGGGUAUGACUCUGACCGUUCAUACCCACUACCGAAAGUUGCUGAUGGAACUUACCAGAGCUUGGAUCCUGUCCAGCCCCCUAUCGCCCCUCCGUAUAAGAGAGCUCUUGAAAUAAAGAAAGCUUCCGGUCAUGGUAUCCGAGACCUUGAAAAGCUUCCCUUGGAUUCUUGAUUUCACUGCUACUUGCAUAAAAUAGACAGACACAUUAAGAAAUGGAUAAAUCCAUUGCCAUAUUGAGAUUUUUACUGGAGAGACAAUGAUUACUGUUCUUGUUUUAUGCUAUAUUCUUUCUCUUUAUUUCCAAAAGAAACAAACAAAAAAAGGUGUUUUCUCUCAUAAUGGCCUGUCUGCCCCUCAAACUAUCAAUCAUCUUAAUCCUUUCGUGGCAUCUUGUUCCAAACAAUAAGUACUUUAAUUUGUAGAGUUCGUUAGUCCAUUCUUCGCUUUAUAUAC